Molecule: messenger RNA, 2286 nt
Organism: Sturnus vulgaris (Common starling)
Lineage: Eukaryota; Metazoa; Chordata; Aves; Passeriformes; Sturnidae
Product: carbonic anhydrase 2
Biological process (GO): carbon dioxide transport; regulation of intracellular pH
Cellular component (GO): apical part of cell; plasma membrane; cytoplasm
Molecular function (GO): zinc ion binding; carbonate dehydratase activity
Source: RefSeq, a predicted model, not a curated record
GCCGGGCCCGCCACGGCUCCGCGGCCCAUCGCGGAUUACAGGGACCGCUCUCUCCGCCCCCAGCGGAGUCUCCCUCCGCCCUCGCCCUCUCUCUCCACCCCUCCUCCGGCCGCGGAGAAGGGCAUGGAGUUGGCGGGAGCCUAUAAAAGCCCCUGAGAGCGUGCUGGGGCCACGGCGCUGUGAGAGCCUCCACGGACGGAGCAGGGUUGUGCACCAUGUCCCACCACUGGGGAUACGGCAGCCACGACGGACCCGCUCACUGGCAUGAGCACUUUCCCAUCGCCAAUGGAGAGCGCCAGUCCCCUAUUGACAUCUGCUGCAAGUCCGCCAAGUACGACUCCUCUCUGAAGCCUCUUAGCUUCAGUUAUGAUGCCAGUACGGCCAGAAAUAUCGUCAACAACGGGCACUCCUUCAACGUGGAGUUUGAUGAUUCUUCCGACAAGUCAGUGCUGCAGGGAGGAGCGCUGGAUGGGGUCUACAGGCUGGUGCAGUUUCACAUUCACUGGGGAUCCUGUGAAGGCCAGGGAUCUGAGCACACUGUGGAUGGUGUGAAGUAUGAUGCAGAGCUCCAUAUUGUUCACUGGAAUGUAAAAUAUGGUAAAUUUGCUGAAGCUGUGAAGCAUCCUGAUGGUUUAGCUGUGGUGGGCAUCUUCAUGAAGGUGGGAAAUGCCAAGCCCGAGAUUCAGAAGGUUGUGGAUGCUCUGAGCUCCAUUCAAACCAAGGGAAAGCAAGCUUCCUUUACAAAUUUUGACCCCACUGGACUCCUUCCUGCAUGCAGAGACUACUGGACAUACCCUGGCUCACUGACCACUCCACCCCUGCUUGAAUGUGUGAUCUGGCACGUUCUGAAGGAGCCCAUCACUGUGAGCCCUGAGCAGAUGUGCAAAAUCCGUGGCCUUUGCUUCAAUGCUGAGAAUGAGCCCGUGUGCCACAUGGUGGACAACUGGCGCCCGUGUCAGCCUUUGAAGAGCAGAGAAGUCAGAGCCUCCUUCCAGUAACCUCCGUGCUGAGAGUGUUAGGAAUUGCUGUGUUUGUGAGGAACCCCUUUUGCUAAGCCCAAAUCAAACUUUGCCAUGUGUGCCCAGGCAACAUCUUGUCUCCCAGAUCCAUUCUUUCUUUUGCUCUGCAUCUGAAACGCCAGCUAAUGAAAUGUGAAAGGCUCUUGGCCAAAUGGGAAAGGGUUCUUAAGGUGUGGGGUUGGGGGCAGCAGGGGGUGGGUGGCUGUGUGCAUUUUGGUGACUUACUGAGACUGAAACUUUGGUAUAACAGUAUGGUGGCUACUUGGGAGAGGAUUUGGUGGUAGCAAAAUAAGCCAUUUUAAGAAACCUCAUCCACUGGUGUGAUAGUACACGUAACUAACGAUAACUUGAAGCUUUGUAAGAAGCACAGGAAUACAGAAUCUAGCUAUUAUUUAGUAAAAAAGGUAUUUUGAGAAAGCUAAGUGAAAUGAAUAUUUAGGAUUAGACUUCUUAGAUUUUAAGAAACUGACAUGUAAAUAUUUUUGAGACUAUUUUGCAUUUUUACCCAUGCUGUCAACAGCCUUAGUUAACGUCUUAAUGGUAGUGCUGGGUUUUUUUAAUUAAACACGUUCUAAAUUAAGUGUCAUCUUUAAAAGUUGUUAUUACCAUAGAAAUAAUACAAAAUAUCUUUUCAUUGAAAUAAUAUAUGUUCUAAUUUAAAAAGGAAGAUAAUAUUGUAUUUUAGAUAACUUCUCUAAUAAAUCUAUACUUCUAUUUUUGCUUCCCUGCUGUUAUUUUAAUUCUGGUAAGGAGUCACUAAUCUGUUCACAUGAUUGCAUAUUAAACAUAAUUACUAAACAUGUACAUUGGGAAUUGACUUCAGUGACACUGAACAUGAAUACAAGACUAUAUGGAUAUGUUAAGAAAUUUUCUCUAAGUAGGUAUUUUCUCUUUGAUAGCAGAAGGAAGUGUUAAUUUUGAAUAAUAACUACAAAUUAUCAUCAAAAUUGAAUAUAUAAUGAAAGAUGCCUUCACAAAACUUUUGAACAAACGUAUACUGAAGAAUGGGCUCAUUAGAUUCUGGUCCUAGUUUGUAAAUUAAUUUAUUAUGACUUUGCUACUCCAUUUGGAAUCACUUUGUAAUUUGUAAAGUAUCAUUUGGGCAGGCUAUGUUCUAAAGCACCUGGAUCUUGAAAUGUGUGAGAUGGAAAUGAAGAUGUCUCAAAAUGCGUACAAAGAUCUUCAGAAAACUCUGUCAAAUCUUAGCCUUUGAAAAGCUUUCACAUUUAAAAUCCCCACCAUCCUACCCCCACAAAAAAAAAACAAA